AUGAGGUUACCACCGCCACCAUCCCGCCGCCCACUCUGCAAGGCAGCAGCAGCAGCAGCAGCAGCAGCAGCAGCAGCAGCAGCAGCAGCAGCAGCAGCAGCAGCAGCAGCAGCAGCAGCAGCAGCAGCAGCAGCAGCAGCAGCAGCAGCAGCAGCAGCAGCAGCAGCAGCAGGAGCAGCAUCAGCAGCAGCAUCAGCAGCAGCAGCAGCAGCAGCAGCAGGAGCAGCAUCAGCAGCAGCAGCAGCAGCAGGAGCAGCAUCAGCAGCAGCAGCAGCAGGAGCAGCAUCAGCAGCAACAGCAGCAGGAGCAUCAGCAUCAGGAGUAGGAGUAACAGCAGGAGCAGGCACAGCAAGAGCAGCGGCGGGGGAAGAGCAACCAGAACCAUUGAUCCCAGACCAGCCAGCUAAGAGGCCCCAGACCAACCCCCGCCCAUACCCCCUUCCUUUCCCUUCCCCUGCGGCACAGGUGACGACUCCUUCCAGGCUGUGCCCUCGGGAUUGCAUCCCCUCUUGCGAUCCCAGCUCGCCUCCGAACGCGAUGCACUCCUGCAUGAUCUCUCCAACCGGCCUCACAUGCUCUCACGCCCUGCCCCUGCCGCCCCCCAGGAGGCUGGUGCUCGCAUGUUGUUACGGCCCAAUCAUACCCAGCUUGCCCGAAUACGUUCUCAUGAGUGGCCUCCGGGUGUUCCUCCAGGUGUUCCUCCGGGUGUUCCUCCAGGUGUUCCUCCAGGUGUUCCUCCAGGUGCUCCUUCAGGUGCUCCUCCUGGUGCUCCUUCAGGUGCUUUGUAUGGUGCUCUGUCAGGUGCUCUGUUAG
Molecule: messenger RNA, 813 nt
Organism: Closterium sp. Yama58-4
Lineage: Eukaryota; Viridiplantae; Streptophyta; Zygnematophyceae; Desmidiales; Closteriaceae
Source: the annotation of a GenBank genome assembly